Messenger RNA from Caenorhabditis angaria, 5091 nucleotides. The record is from the annotation of a GenBank genome assembly. Lineage: Eukaryota; Metazoa; Nematoda; Chromadorea; Rhabditida; Rhabditidae.
AUGGAAGGAGCAGCAGUGAAAAAGGAAAAACAUGGAAAACCCGCGAAAAAAGGCACAAAAGGCGAUGGAAAACCGAAAGGAAAAUCGAAAAAUAAACAUCAUGGGCAUGGCGACAAGAAAAAAACGAAUGCGAAAAAAGGUGGUGGUGGAAAACAUUCGAAGAAAAAGAGUGGAUUUGGGUGUUGUGGUAAAAAGAAGAAGGGAAAACAUUCGAAGAAGACGAAAAAGGUGACGAAACAACCGAAACCCAUCAAUCCGCCACCAAAUGAAGAGUUGGGUGAUAUUGUAUUGGUGGGAAAAGCGGGUACACCGAAGAAAGGGGCGGGAGAGCCGACGAAAAUUGAGGAGAAGAAUAAGAUUGGAGCUGGAGAUAUUGAUACACCACAGGAUAAAAUUCAUCAGGUAAUUUGGAAAAUUCAGGUUUCUGAAUGGCCUAGAAAACCAAAUCUAUUCUCUUCCAGCGAAGUUUGGUUUUCUCUUCCACGGUCAUUUUAUUUUCGAAUUCUCAAUAGUUUUGAGAACUGUAAAGCUGAAAAUUCCUAGAAAUUUGAAUUUCAGCAUGUCAAAUACAAUAAAACUAGGUUAUAAUAAUUUUUUGCUCACAACAGAAAACCUGAUUUUUUGCCAAACCUCCUCAUAAAACCGGAAACGGAAGUUUAUACUCCCACUUUUUUUUUCUAGCUCCAAAAAUAACCCAACCAACCUUUUAUUUGCAGCUUCCAAAACUCGAAGAUGCCGCUCAACUCAACAAAGAUACAUCCGAUCCGAAUUUCCAACAACAACAACCAUCUGGAAGUGGAAGUUUGCCGCACAGCAAAAAGAAGAGAACACCUCCACCAAAAGAAUCGGAAGACGCGAAAAAAGCACAGAAUUUGGCGGCGCCAGAUGAUGGAAUGGUGACAGCAAAAGAAACACCACCGGAAAAAGUGGAGAAAAAAGGAGGAAAAGGGAAAGAGAAAAAGAAAGAGAAGGAGAAAGAGACCGAGGAGGAAAUGGGAGAAAUUGGAGGAGGAAUUCGAUCAAAACAAGAAAAAGAUAAGAAAAAGAAGGAGAAAGAUAAUGAGAAGGAGGAAAAUACAUUUAUGGAUGAAGAAGAGGAUGAAAUGAAAAAGGAAAAGAAAAAAUCGAAGAAGGAAAAAGGAGGAAAUAGUAAGGAGAAGGAAAAAUGGGUGGAGAUUGCAAAAAAAGUGGCGGAAGAGGAUGCGCAAGUUCCGGAGGUUGGUUUUUUGGAAUGGGGCCACAAAGCGGGGCUUGAGCCUGAAUUAGUCUUAGACUAAAUGAGCCUGAGCCUAAAUAAGCCUAAGCCUAAGCCUUAGCCGAAGUCUAAAAAAGCCUAAGCCUUAGCCAAAGUCACACCUGUGGUCCCAUUUAUUUAAAAAAUGCCUAAGCCUAAACCUAUUUAAGCCUAAAUAAGCUUUAGCCUAAGCCUAAGCCUAAGAAAUAAGCCUAAGCCUACCUGUGGCCCCAUUCAGUAAAAAUUCAACGGAGUCCCUUUUUUUGCUUCAGGUUCCAAUUUUUUUUGAGCUCCCAUUUUGUGCCAAAAAAGCAGAGCGCGAUACGUUUCAAAUACUAAUCUUCACAAAAAUUGGCCAAAAACAUUUAGUCUCAACGUUGUUCUUGCUCGAAGAAAAUGUUUUUAAAAAGUUUCAGAAAAAAAACUUUGAGACUCAAAAAAAGAUUUCACUGUUUCAAAGUUUUCCUAAUUUUGUAUUUUUUUUUCUUUGUAGGUUACCCAAAAAAAUAAAUACUUUAAAAAUAAUUUCUGUCGAAAAAUUUCACUGUUUCAUAAAUUGUUUUAAAAUUGAACCUAUUUUUCUUCCAAGAUCCGUGAUCUAUUAUCGGAACAAAAAUUGAAUAUUUUCCAGAAAGAAUUCGAUUUAGUCGCCGGAUUCAUGCCAUCAUUUGUCUCGAAGAAGAAAUUUGUGGCAAACAUGUCGAAAAAUCGAUUUGCCGAUGUGAUUUGCAUGGAUCAUUCACGUGUUCAAUUAUCCGAUGAUAAUUAUAUUCAUGCGAAUUUUGUCGAAAUUGAUGAGAAGAAAUCAGUUAUCCUAACUCAACUACCACUUCCGAAUACAGCUUCUGAUUUUUGGCAAAUGGUAAGUUCCUGUAACUCUAUCUAAAAUCAUCUCUCUCUUUUUUUUUAGAUAAUUGAUCAAUCUGUCAAAGGAAUUUUGUUGAUUUUGACCGAUGAUGAAUAUGAUGAAUUGGGUGGCGAUUUUGUUUUUCCGAAAAAUCAGGAUUUUUUGCACUUCGAGGAUCGAAAUAUCAGAGUUGGAGAAUAUAAGAAUGUGGAGAUUCAGAAGGGUUGGGAAUUGAAGGUUUUGAGUAUCACAAAUGGAACUUAUAAAUCGUGAGUUUUCGGGGCUGAAGGAACAUACCGUUAUUUUAUAAUUUUGCCUGAAUUUUAACUGAAAUAUUGUUUUCUGAACAUUAUCCGAAUUUUAGUUUUAUACAAAUUUCUGGAACUGAAGAUUUAUGAAGUCAAAAAAGUUGCCACGUCAUAACAUUUUUCCAAAUAUUUUGAGCUAAUUUUUGAAGACACAGGUAAAGCGCAAUAGGUCUGAAAUGGGUCUCAUAAGUCUCUCGCGUGGCGCCCAUAAUAGGCCCAUUACAGACCUAUCGAAAACAAAUUUUCGAUAGGUCUGUAAUAGGUCAAUUAUAAGCUUACAAAUCAUCGAAUUUUGAGCUAUUUUUUGUGCAAAAUGGGUCUAUUGUGGGCCGAUUAUAGGCCUACAGUGCAUCCUACAUGAAAAUCAGCAAAAGCUGAAACCCUAUUCUAUCAAGUUCUACUAACUCCCAAUGAUAUCUUACUGAAUCUUAUAUAGCUCAAUUACCCUAACUCUAUAACCCCAAGACCCCAACUUACUUGAUUUCCUUUGUUUUUGUUUCAUACUCUAGAAAAAGCGCGCCUCCAAUAUAUAGGGUACAUUAAUCUGACAGGCGACGGCUGCCUGGGCGCGCACAUCGCUAUGUUUUGUGUGGUGAGCGCGUGAGUUUUGUGAGUGUGUGUGUGUGAGCACGCGUUUUUAAAAAAUAAAACAAAGUUUAUGAGGCAAAUCUCUGUAAUUCUUCACAAAUAUCGCAGUUUUUACUUAUGAACUAACAUCUCCUAACUCAGUUUGAGCUUCUGCUUCGAUCAAAGCUGAGUUAGGCUAUCUCGGGACCUCAGUUUUGGUGUUUUAUUAGAUAGGAGUUUGUGGUGAAUUAAUCAAAGUCUAUGGAACAAAUGACUGAACGUCUUCAUAAAUAUCGCAAAUUUUAGAUGUGAGCUAACAUUCCCUAACCCAGUUUGAGCUUCUGCGUUGGUCAAAGCUAAGUUAGAAGAUCUCUGGACUUUUUUUCGUAUGUUUCUAGGAUCUUUUUUUAGUCAAUGAACGAAAAAGUAUAUGGAUAGAAUGACUGAAUUUUUUCAUAAGUUUAGCGGUUUUUUCAUAUGCUGCUGACAUUUCCUCAAUGAGUUCGAGCUUUUGCUUCGAUCAAAGUUGAGUUAGACCAUCUCUGGACCUCAGUUUUGUGUACUACUUGAGAACAAUAUUCUGUAGAGUGAACUAGAUUGUUUGGGGCUGAGUAAUGCAUUUAUUUCAGAACAUAACUAAUUUUUCAUAUGAAUUGAGCUCCCACAGACAUGCUCAAGCUUAUUUUUCGAUCAAUAUUGAUUUUAUGAUAGUCUACCCGAGAGUUUUCAAAUUAAGCUGAUAGGCGUCUAAUAGGCCUAUAAUAGGUCUCAAAUAGCUGUUGAAAAAAACUCAAAAAACAAGCGAGAACAUCGCUGUGGUAUGAAGAAAUUUGUUGGUAUGGGUUCCUAUGUACACUAUUUCUAUCAAAACCAUGUUUAUAAUUAAGUUUUAAAAUUUUGAAUUUUUUUGAUUUUUCAAGUGAAAUUUGAUAAUUUUUCGAUAGGCGUGUAAUAGGCCAAUUGUGGGCGCAAAUUAUAUUUUAUGCCUAUUACACGCCUAUUAUAGACCUAUUGCGCUUUAUCUGUGGAAGUACAAACAAAAUUACUGUAGUUUUGAAUUACAGUAACCCUGGAUAGGUUUUCCAUUAAAAAUUGCAACGUGGAUUGAGAUUACUGUAGUUCUGAAAAUGUUCCUUCAAAAUGUUGAUCUACAAAAGAAUUGGAAACUACAGUAACCCUGGAUAUUUUUUCUAUCCAAAAUUGCCACGUGGAUAGGGAUUACUGUAGUUCCCCGAAGUUUCCAGAUUGUUGAUCCAUAGAAAAUUUGGAAACUACAGUAACCCUGGAUAUUUUUACAUUUCUUUAAAAAAUUUCCACGUGUAUUGGGAUUACCGUAGUUCUGAAAAGGUUCCAAAAUGUUGAUCUACUGAAAAUGUGUCUAUUACAGUAGCCCUGUUGACACGUGGAUUAGAAUUACUGUAGUUCUGAAAAUUUUCCAACAUGCUGGUCUAUGAAAAAUUUGGAAACUACAGUAACCCUGGAUAUUUUUUCUAUUAAAAAUUGCCACGUGGAUCGGGAUUACUGUAGUUAUGAAUGAUCUACAGAAAAUUUUGAAACUAAAGUAACUUUCUUAAGAUUCCAGAGUUUUUUGAAGCUCAAUUUUGCCACGUCCUAACUUUUUCCCCAAAUUGAAAAAAAAACUUGAAAAAUUAAAAACCUUAGAAUAAUUUCCAGCUUCUUCCACUUGCAUCACUUCAAACUUUGGCCACACGAUGGAAUUCCACAAAACCCCAAAACCAUUUGGCAAAUUCAAUCAGCACUUCGAAAAUACAACUCUCCGAUGGUCUAUAUGUCAUUGUCGGGUUGUGGUCGAGCAGGAACAUAUGCUCUACUCGAAAAUGCACAUUCAUCUUUGCACAGUGAAAAGGCGAAUUUCGAAUUGAUCAAAUGUUUGCAAAAUGUUCGAACUGGUCGAUUGCAUUCGUGUCAAAACAUCACACAAUAUUCAUUUGUUUAUAGUUUGAUCGCUGAACAUGUUAUUGGAAAUGUAAGAUCUUUUUUUUUCUUCUUGGGUUUUUAAAAAAUCAAUAAUUUAUUAAAUUUUCUAGGGCUAUCAAAAACAUUUGAAAGUUUGCAAUGAGGAAAAUGAAGAUGAAGCAAUUCAGAAAAUGCUCAAAAAUUUGGUGAUUCCAUAA